Manis pentadactyla (Chinese pangolin) is the source of this 7850-nucleotide messenger RNA. RefSeq names its product VAMP associated protein B and C (gene VAPB). The record is from RefSeq and is a predicted model, not a curated record. Gene Ontology annotation, biological process: endoplasmic reticulum membrane organization. The transcript is spliced from 6 exons. Gene Ontology annotation, molecular function: FFAT motif binding. Gene Ontology annotation, cellular component: plasma membrane; endoplasmic reticulum membrane. NCBI's taxonomy places the organism in Eukaryota, Metazoa, Chordata, Mammalia, Pholidota, Manidae. Bases 242 to 973 code for a protein of 243 amino acids.
GGCGUGCGUGCGUGCCGUGCGCUCGCCGGGCACCACGGCCACGGCCUCGCCCUCCGCCCCUGCGCCUGCACCGCUUAGGCCGUCCCCCGCCCCCACCGCGCUCACCCUCUAGGCGACCCCCGCCCUAGCCCCAGGCCGGCUGCCCCACUUUCCAAAUUUAAACGGGGCGCAGCAUUAAGGCCUCCCGCCUCAGGUGACCUCUCAGGGGUCUCCCGGCAGAGGUGCCCCGCCGCUGAGGAACAUGGCGAAGGUGGAGCAGGUCCUAAGCCUCGAGCCGCAGCACGAGCUCAAAUUCCGAGGUCCCUUCACCGAUGUUGUCACCACCAACCUAAAGCUUGGCAACCCGACAGACCGAAAUGUGUGCUUUAAAGUGAAGACCACAGCACCACGUAGGUACUGCGUGAGGCCCAACAGUGGAAUCAUUGAUGCAGGGGCUUCGAUUAAUGUAUCUGUGAUGUUACAGCCUUUCGAUUAUGAUCCCAAUGAGAAAAGUAAACACAAGUUUAUGGUUCAGUCUAUGUUUGCUCCACCUGACACUUCUGAUAUGGAAGCAGUAUGGAAGGAGGCAAAACCAGAAGACCUUAUGGAUUCAAAACUUAGAUGUGUGUUUGAAUUGCCAGCAGAAAAUGAUAAACCACAUGAUGUAGAAAUAAAUAAAAUUAUAUCCACAACUGCAUCAAAAACAGAAACACCAACAGUAUCUAAAUCUCUGAGUUCUUCUUUGGAUGACACCGAAGUUAAGAAGGUGAUGGAAGAAUGUAAGAGGCUGCAAAGUGAAGUUCAGAGGCUGCGAGAGGAGAACAAGCAAUUUAAGGAAGAAGAUGGGCUUCGGAUGAGGAAGGCAGCGCAGAGCAACAGUCCGGGUCCCGUGUUGGCCGCGGCUGGGAGGGAGGAGGGCCUCAGCACCCGGCUUCUCGCACUGGUGGUUUUGUUCUUCAUCGUCGGUGUGAUCAUAGGGAAGAUUGCUUUGUAGAAGCAGCAUGCAGAGGAUGGCCAAAGGAUUCGUGGAUCCGUAUAUCAUGAGAUUUAAAUUUAUCAUAACCAUGUGUAAAAAGAAAUUAAUGUAUGAUGACAUCUCACAGGUCCUGCCUUUAAAUUCCCCCCACUCUGUGCGUGCGUGUACACACACAUACACACACACACACACCCACACACACACACCUGUAACAUAAUAUAACAAUCUUUUAGAAGUCAAAAAUGUAUAGUAAAUGAUUGGGGGAAAUAAUGAUCCUUAUUAAUGAUGAGGGAAACCAUGAUGGAACAACAAUGGCAUAUUGCAAAUGUCAUUUCAAACACUUGUAGCCUUGACACAUGCUGCUGAGUUAACUCUCUGGAAACAAGACCCUCUUCCUUGCCUGUUGGUGCCCAGGCCCCUCGGCAUAGUGACCCCUCCUGUCGACUCACUCCCGCGGCUGCUUUUCCACGGCCCGGCAUCGGUUCCUUGGGACUUGGCGCUGGGCGGCACCGGAAGUGCUUGUCAGGAGUGGGAGGCUGUGACGACUGACCCAACACUUUGGAAAUAAAAGUCAAUGCUUUGUUCUCUUAAAGGGACCAGGCUAAACUACUGUUGGUUCAUGUAGUGAAGUUGAAUCGCUAUUCAGAGAUGUUGAUGCAUAUUUAACUUAUUUAAUGUAUUUCAUCUCAUGUUUUCUUAUUGUCACAAGAUUAUAUAACAUUGUGGCCUGAAAAUCACCUGUGCUACCUAAUGCCAGUGGGUGAGCUGCGUUGCUGCCGGAGGGCUGCGGCUCCUCUAUCUCUGGAGGUUCUGGGCUCCGCAUUCGUUUGGAGGUGUGGUCUAUCUGCAUGUUGGAGAAGGCUGCCAGGAAGUGUUUUCUGUAUAAAUAAGGAAUAGCUAGCAUCUGGAGGGGAGUUCUUAGUACCCAUGGCCAGGUCCCCACUGCCCUCUUUAAUGGGGAGGAGCAGCUGACCUUGUAUGUCCUCUCACCUCUCCUCACAUACCUCCCACACUCUGCACACGCGCCCCGAGGCCGGCCCUGCCUUUCUUGUGUAGUCCUGGUUUGGGAUCGGGGUGAUCCGGCCGCAGAGUGGCUGGAAGACGGAGCCAGCAGGGGGCUGUGGGGAGGGGUGUGACUCUUGAGAUGACGUAUGAAGUAGUGAUUGAAAGCUUGACUAAAUUAAUUUUAUGUGGUAAAAGACCAAUCCAGUGCUGUUUGACUAUGUAACAUCUUAAAAAGGAAAAAAAAUUAAAAUAAAGCCCCCAAAUUAAAAGUUCUGUUGUCAUUUUGUCACACUUGCUAUAUGGGGAAAAUUAAUAUUUUAAUGAUCAUUAUUUUGUUACCGGAAGGUUGAUUUUAAAAAUGAGCCCUGUCAAUGAGAAAUAGCUAUGUUUAAUGAUUUAAAAAUAUAUAUAUACACACAUAUUUUUGGCUUCAACUGAGAGCGUAUCAGUAAGACUGGCAGAUCUUCAGUGGCUGGCCGCCCUUGCCCUUUGUCGCUUUGCUCUUUAGUAGAAAGAAACCUCCUGUCUGGGUCAAGGAGUCAUGCACGAGACCCUAAUGCAAGAAAACGCCCAGCUUGGCUCCAGAGUGGGGGUGGGUUUAAAAGACAAACUCACUGAAAGGAAGAUAGUUCUUAGAAGUCAUAUGCCUUGAGUCACAUUCCUCCUGAGCUUGGUUGGGACAGAGGGGCCUUAGGUUCUGGCCCUGGUGGUCUGGUCAGGGACCUAGAGAGCAAAUUGAAUUUUCUGCUUGGAGUAGUAGUUUUCUGUCUUCUUGAGCAGAAGUUUACUAGACAUCCCGAGUAGUCACAGGCAGGUGUUGUGCAGAUCUGGUUCUCAGCCACAUGCAUAUUGCUUGCAUUACAUUGAGCAUGCAGAUGUGGAAGGAUGCCUGUUAAUUAUAAGUCAGCCUCUGGUAUGGUUUCCAUGUGGACCCAGGUACUUACAGAAGGGAGUGAAAAGACAGUGUGAGGCAUGUGCCUUCUGCUGUUUUUGUGAGUGGACUAGCGUUUGUGUGUAGGAGCUGCAGUGAAUCCUUUCCCAGUCUUAAACCUCAUGGCCUAGAGUGAGUGAGUAGGAGGGCCACAGACUGCCUGGGGGUGCAGUACAGUCCAUUUCUCUAGAGCAGGGGUCUGCAGAUGUGCUCUUUAAGGGUGUGGCUGUGUUCCGAUGAAGCUGUUCACAAAAACAGCAGGUGGGAUUUGGCCUGGGAGGCUGGAGUUCGCUGCACUCGCAAGAGAGUGACCAAGUCCUUAAGAAGAGCGCCCGAGAAGCCGACUCCAAGGCUUGGCAGUGAUUCAGUGUCUUCUGUACGUCUAUAUGGGCUUCAGCUUUUCAGAGGAUGUGGGCAUUUUGUUUGUAGCUGAAAAAUCAAAAUUCUAAAUCCAAAGUUGUCUCUUCUUUCUAACUAGCCAUGCUAUAAGACCUCUUCCCCUUUUAGAGGUUAGGACUUGGUGAACACAUGGUGGUUUGUGGGACUUUUGGACUUGUGGAAGAAGGGGACUCCCUAGGGAGAUGAGGGGGCCUGUGGCGAGAGGCCUGGCUAGGAUGGAAGGCAUCUGGUCAGUGGGGAUGCGUGUGGAGCAGGUGCGGCUGGGGUCAGGGCUGCUGCCAGAGCCACACACUCAAGACCUCCAUCUAGGAGAAGUGGGUAUAUUCUGGAUGUCUUUUUCUGGAGUGACAGAAGAGGGAAAAAAGAAUAAGGCCGAGAGGUUUGAUGUGCGGUCCUAUCACGUGGUCUGUUUUUCCGUGAGAAGUUGAGAGUCAUGUGAUCAGAAUAAACUGGCGUAGAUGAGCCAGGGGGCAGCUGUCAGGGCACUGCCCUCGCCCUAGCUGCCUUGGCUACUUACUGGUUUAAGGCACCUCUGAGAGCCGCGUCCUUGUUCCAGAAACACCCGCCCCUGAGCUUGCAAAUACAUAAGAAACGUAAACAAUAACAAGAGUCCUGUACAUUUUUGUGGGUUGAAUUUUUUAAUUGGUAACUUACGUUCCCAUGGCACAAUACAAAAUACCUCUUAAAGACAGCAGGCUGUUAUUUGUAGAUGUGAGGACGUGGCUUUAAUAUUUUUUCUUCUACUUUGCAUGUUUUUCCUCUCUAGUCUUCUAAAUUGCUCUCACCAGCAGUAAUAAAUACUGAUAAAAUCAAAAUUGAUUUUUACCAGUGGACAGUUUAUGCCUAGAGAGACAGCUUAGACCUACAUAACACAGAAGGGGGAAAAAUGAGAAACCUCCAGUGAUCCGUGAAAACCUGAAUGCUUUCAAACAAAUCCCAGAAACAGAAUCACUAUCAAAAGACAUCAGUGCCGGACUUGCAGGCUGUGUUGAGGCCGAUAUAACCGAAUACAGUGAUAGCUCAGAGUUAAAUAGCCUUUCAAAUUAAUUUAAGAACAAGCUUAACGUGUGUGUGUGUGUGUGUGUGUGUAGCAUAUGUACCAUAUGUAAGUAGCUUAACCUUUUUCAAAUGGUGCCUAUAUUUUUUGCACUCACAAAUCUUUAUAUUUGCAAACUCAAAACUCCAUGCCAAAACACAAUGCCGUUUGUCAUUUUCAGUUCCUUCUCUAAAGAGCUGGCCUGCUGACAAGUUUCUGGUUAUGGUUUGUUUGUGAAAUUCUUGGUUUAAAAGAAGGAAAAUAAGAAGGGAUUUGGGCUUCAAAGUCACCGUGAACACUUGAAUAACAUUUAACCUCCAAGACCUCAGGUGAAGAGGCGUCUGCUCCCCCUGCUGGCAAGGCGGUUCACUGAGGGACAGACACCUCAUGGGGCCGUUGGUCCCUGACCAGCUCCCCUGCCCGUUGGGGUUGAACUUUCUGGCUAGAGGAGGAGGACUGAGUAAAACUGUGGAAUUGUAGAAAGUCAUUGCUCUGAGGAGUCGUAUCUCAAGCUUGGGCCAUGUUUGCUGAUGUUAAAAGUGAAUGCUUUCAAAGAUCAGCAGAGGUGGAAUUGUAUUUAGAAAGUCCUCUGACAGUAGAUGGAUGGCUCCAGUUCACAGCAUACAGAUCUGAUCAGGCCCUCGAUUACUCUCUUGUGCAUAAAGGUCAUCUUGGAGACCACACAUGCCCCACGGAAGUCGGGGUCCCCCAGGAUUUCCCUGGCCUGAUUGGAUUUGGAGAAGGCUUUUUAAAAAACUGUUCUCAGACAGCUGCUGUGAUAAGAACCUUGUAGAGAAAGUUGCUGUUAGGACCCUUGCGCUCUCUGCUCUGUGCUUGCUCAUUGGACUUAAUCUCACAACAGCUGUGACCCAGGGGAGGCGGGCUCUAUUUUGCACACGAGGAAAUGAAGCCUCCAGGAGGUUAAAUUGAGCAACUUUUCAGAACCUCUCAUUUGGAGCUUAAUCAAUCUCUGAGAAGCCUGCUGUGAGGGCCUUAAUUGCUAAGACACUGUUUUGAACUGCAGAAAUCACUUAGGAACAGUGAGAGGCUCUAGUGAAUUGACCUGCUGACCAUUUGUACACCUUUUAUGUGUUUGGCCUUCAUAUCUUCUGCAGUUAUUUUAAAGAUGAAGUAGAUAGAAUCAGGACUCUAAUCCAGAUGCUUUUUAUUUUUCUUUUUGAAUCUAAACACACUUCAGACAGUGAAGAAAUGUGGGUUUUCCACUUUCUCAUUGCCUUGUCUGCCCGGUGCUCCUGGGGAAUGAAUCUGGGGGCUUUGGAAAGAAAAUUAGCGUGGCGAUGAUGAAGAUGUUCUCUGUGGAGGCUUUAUGUAACUUGUGAAUUAAAUGUGAAGCGAGGGCAGUUCAUUAAAAUUGGUAUCACAGAAGUGGCCUGCCGAGGUUUAAAAACAGCCAGGCUGCCUGCCUCAGCCCUCUCUCUGAGUCAGCGCUGCAGUUCUCUGGGAAGUCGUCGAAGAGAGCGAGCAAUAGUGGACCGUGACGAGCAGCAGCUGCGAGGCAGGUGUGGGGGCUCUGAAAGUGGGUCCAGCGAGAGUCACAAGCCCUUUCACUCUUGCCUCCAAGUCCCGACAGCCGCGUGCUUAUUAGUACAUGGGGCUCAGCCUCCGAGUGCUAGUUGGGGUGCUUGGGUCUGCCCACCCAUGCCAGGGAACCCAGACUUCCCUCUGGGGGGAAUUUUUAGCUGUAUCUGUGCCACUGAAAAAGAAGGUUUCUUUUUAAUUUAUUUUCAUUACAGAGGUAUUUUGAAAAAUGGAGAAGACAGGAACAUUAACAGUUGUGUGUAAUAGUUAAAAGUGAAACUGGUGGAGGGGGAGGAGAGGUUGUCUCAAGUAAUAUAAUUCCACUCUUUUUCUUAGUGGAGUUAUUAAUUCAUUAGAAAAUGCAUCAAAUCUGUAGAAAAGGAAGAAAAAGCAAAAAUAUAGCUAUUAUCUAACUUGUCAUAACUAUUGGCAAUUAUGAUACCUUGGAAUGUUGCCGUAAUAUGGAUUGCUUUGAUUAGAAGAUGUCAGUUGAAUGAAACAGUACCGUGGGAUAAUAGUUUUCUGCUGCUAGAUAAAUGCUAAUGUUUAUUUUUAAUCCAGGAAACAUUGAUCCUGUGACAGUGCCCUAUUACAAUUACUUUAUUGUACCACAGGGUUGAUGCAUAUUUAAUCAUUUGGCUAAUGGCUGCGGGUGCAGGACGGACGCUCGCUCCCUGUCCUGCUCACCCACUUGCAUUCUGAUGAACGCCAGGAGCACAGCCAGGCUUCUCCAGGUAGAGCUGCUGCCCGCAGUUUCACUGCACUGAUCCCAAAGCCCCGUGUCAGCCUGAAACAAAACAGGUUACCUUUUACUUCUUGUUUCCCUUUAAUAAAUGUCAACCCAGGGAGAUAAAUCAGAUACCGUAACACCAUUUCAUUAAGACUAUGCUAACAAGAAUGCAUAGCUUUGUGAUUUAAGAAGAUGAUAAAUUAGCAUGCAUGUUUCUCACAUCUCACAUUCAUGCAUGGUUCUCCAUGUAAUAGGAAAAGGUCUGGUUCUUUGUAUGAACUGGCUACCUGCAUUCUCAUCUUGCUUUUGUAUUUUACAAAUAAACUAAGUUCAGCUGUUAUCCUCUAGUGUGGCAUUCAUUUAAAAAUGUUUUUUUUUCCAUUGACUCUUUCACUUGGAUUCAAAGGUAAUUUAUUGUUUGUAAUACUGAGACCAUGUGUACAAGAACUGCCUCUUGCUUUUCAUCAUUCACUUUUUCAGCCAACAUUUAUCAGUUUACCUUUGACAUGUUAGAGAACUGUAGGAGAUGCUGAGAAAUUAAUCAAUGGGAGGGAUUUGUUUUUGUGUUUUUCAUUUGUAAACAGCCUCAUAAGGUGAUUCCAAGCUUAUAGGUAGAGAGAAAAAUGCAAAAUACAUUUGGUUCUCAUUUCUGUUGCUCAUUUCCUUUUUUAAGACAAUUGAUAAAACUGCUGCUAUUCGGAACUUCCUACAAGAAACUCAAAAUAAUCGAAACGUUCCCUUCACCUCCUCUCCUCUGAGUAAAGAAACAGUUUCAGUAAUGCAUGCUCUUCCUACCCUGCUUUACAUCUUUCUCCAUGUCUUUGAAAAAGAUCUCUGUAGAUUGUGAUGGAUGUUUUCAUUCUGACUUCAAUGUACAUUAACAUUUUGGGGAUUGAGUAUUUUAAGAACUGUCUUAGAAUGCUUUCGUUUUCAUAAUUUUCCUUCUAUGUAUUUUAAGUUGUAUUUCCUGUUUUGACAUGGAACUCAUUUAAAAAGUUGGUGCAGGAAAGGACUCUACCAUCAUACAUUCUGGUUAUCUGAUUUGUAAUAAAUUUAUGGUUUUAUGGCUGACUUUACAGUUCUUAGAGGGAAGGAGAUGUAUUUCUGCAGUGUUCAAAUCGAAAGAGCCAUUCACAGCAUGUUCUCACAUGUUUCUGUGUGAGCCUGGUGGAACCGGCCCUGCUAAGGCAUAAACUUUUGUACUAGCUGUCUCUGUAUUAUGUUCAAUAAAUUCUGUGCUCUGAAUAUAUUUAAA